AUGGGUUGUGGCGAAUCAACAUUAAAGUUUACAUUAUUUGUAUUGAAUAUUUUGUGUUUUAUACUUGGCGUCUUAACAUUAUCAGCAUGCGUUUUUGCCCUAAUCGAAUUUGAAUUCAGUGAAGCAGUUAAAAUACCCUGCAUCGUGAGCAGUGUCUUAAGUUGCAUUUUAUUCUUAAAUAGCAUUUUGGGUUGCUGUGGCGCCCAAAACAAAUCGGUGCGAUUAACAUGGGCUUAUUCCGUAAUUAUGUUGCUGCUGAUGGUAACACAAAUCGCUGUGAUAUUUAUUCAACCCAUUAAUUUCAAUAAUGUGUCCACCGAAGUAAUUGAAAAGGCAUGGAAUGUAACGGAUAUCCAAAAGGACUAUUUGAUGACAUCGUAUGAAAUAAAGUACGAAUGUUGCGGAAAAUUUGGACCAACCGAUUAUUCAGAGCUGAAUGUUACGAUACCACUCAGUUGUUACAGAAAUCACAAUAAUCGGAUCGAAACAAAUCUCUUCGAAAGCGGUUGUAUUGACAAACUCAAUGCUAUGUUUACAUCGAAUCAACGUAUUGAAGAAAUCAGUGAUUGGACUUUGGCUGGUCUGGAGGGAAUAUCAUCACUGAUUGGUGGAAUGCUGGCAAUCACGUUACAAAAUAUCGAAAGACGAAAAUUUUACCACUGAGUAGUUAGUACAAA
Messenger RNA from Musca vetustissima, 677 nucleotides. Its product is annotated as protein late bloomer-like. NCBI's taxonomy places the organism in Eukaryota, Metazoa, Arthropoda, Insecta, Diptera, Muscidae. Gene Ontology annotation, cellular component: membrane. Bases 1 to 663 code for a protein of 220 amino acids. The record is from RefSeq and is a predicted model, not a curated record. The transcript has 5 exons.